This is a messenger RNA of Hippopotamus amphibius kiboko, 4681 nucleotides long. It is a transcript of the gene PCDH9, whose product is annotated as protocadherin 9. Gene Ontology annotation, molecular function: calcium ion binding. The record is from RefSeq and is a predicted model, not a curated record. Gene Ontology annotation, cellular component: plasma membrane. Lineage: Eukaryota; Metazoa; Chordata; Mammalia; Artiodactyla; Hippopotamidae. The transcript is spliced from 5 exons. The coding region runs from base 689 to 4402 and encodes 1237 amino acids. Gene Ontology annotation, biological process: homophilic cell-cell adhesion.
GAGAGGAGAGGGAGAAGGAGAGAGGGGCAGAGGAGAAGGGAGAAAAGGAGGGCAUGCCAGACAGGAAGGAGCGCCCUAGAGUCUCCGAAGCACGAAAGAGAGGACCAAUUAGGAAUUUUUCGGGCAACUGCCACCCCGGGGAGCAGCCAGAGACUCACCAUCACCCCAACUCUGACGUUUCCUACAAGAAGUUAGAGACUUAAGCAGUAUUCACAUCGGAGGGAAAUGGUAUGCUUGAUGCUGUGGAAAAUACCCCUGAGCUGAAGAAGUGCAACUGGAUGUUGUGUGUGUAUGUGAAAUACCAGAAGAGCUCAGACCCCGUGGGUAAUAGAGACGAAAUGUGGAGAGAAUGACUAACGACAAAUCCGUGAAUUUGUUCUGUGGAGUUGCUAAUUUGCCAGCCCGAAGCAACACAUUUUACAAGGAGGAAACGUUUUGCUGCUUCUGAUUUCUCCCCAAACUGGUGCUACCAGAUGCAUGGCUUUCUGUGUGUUGGAACAGCUCAUUCCUAACUGCAGCAUACCAGGAAAGGGGAAAGGUUGAAGCAACUAACUGGCUGUCUCCAAAUAAGCGAUGAGAUGUAAUGCAUCCUCCAGUCUAUGCACGCUUCCUCUUGUAAUUCGUGCAUCAUUCCUCAGUGGAAACCUUUAAACCCUAAAAUCCAGGAGAAGCGAAUAAAUACAUUAUCAUGGACCUGAGGGAUUUUUACCUGUUGGCUGCUCUGAUUGCCUGUUUAAGGCUGGAUUCCGCAAUAGCUCAAGAACUUAUUUACACUAUUAGAGAGGAAUUGCCUGAAAAUGUGCCCAUAGGAAACAUACCAAAGGAUCUGAACAUUUCUCACAUCAAUGCUGCCACAGGGACCAGCGCCAGCCUUGUCUACAGACUAGUUUCUAAAGCUGGGGAUGCCCCUUUGGUGAAAGUAUCCAGUAGCACCGGGGAAAUUUUCACAACCUCCAAUAGAAUAGACAGAGAAAAACUCUGUGCUGGAGCCUCUUACGCUGAGGAGAAUGAGUGUUUCUUUGAACUUGAGGUGGUGAUCCUCCCCAAUGAUUUUUUCAGGCUGAUCAAAAUAAAAAUAAUUGUCAAGGAUACCAAUGAUAAUGCCCCCAUGUUUCCAUCUCCUGUCAUCAAUAUUUCCAUCCCAGAAAACACUUUGAUCAACAGCCGCUUUCCAAUUCCAUCAGCAACAGAUCCUGACACAGGCUUCAAUGGUGUACAGCAUUAUGAAUUGUUAAAUGGGCAGAGUGUUUUUGGACUGGAUAUUGUGGAAACUCCGGAAGGCGAGAAGUGGCCGCAAUUGAUUGUUCAGCAAAACUUGGACAGAGAACAGAAAGAUACCUAUGUGAUGAAAAUCAAAGUAGAGGAUGGAGGCACUCCACAGAAAUCCAGCACGGCCAUACUGCAGGUCACAGUAAGUGAUGUAAAUGACAACAGGCCAGUGUUUAAAGAGGGUCAAGUGGAGGUGCAUAUUCCAGAGAAUGCUCCCGUAGGCACCUCUGUAAUUCAGCUCCAUGCCACUGAUGCAGAUAUAGGCAGUAAUGCUGAAAUCAGGUACAUUUUUGGUGCCCAGGUCGCCCCUGCAACCAAAAGACUCUUUGCUUUAAAUAAUACUACUGGGCUGAUUACAGUUCAGAGGUCCUUAGAUCGAGAGGAGACAGCCAUUCACAAAGUGACAGUGCUGGCUAGUGAUGGCAGCUCCACUCCCGCUCGAGCAACGGUUACCAUCAAUGUCACUGAUGUAAAUGAUAACCCUCCGAACAUAGACCUCAGGUACAUUAUAAGUCCCAUCAAUGGCACAGUGUAUUUGUCUGAGAAAGAUCCUGUCAAUACAAAGAUUGCCCUAAUUACAGUUUCAGAUAAGGACACAGAUGUGAAUGGCAAAGUGAUCUGUUUUAUUGAAAGAGAGGUCCCGUUUCAUUUGAAGGCAGUAUACGACAACCAGUAUUUGUUAGAGACCUCCUCUUUGUUGGACUAUGAGGGCACCAAAGAAUUCAGCUUUAAAAUUGUUGCCUCUGAUUCUGGGAAGCCCAGUUUAAAUCAGACUGCUCUGGUAAGGGUUAAGCUUGAGGAUGAAAAUGACAACCCACCAAUUUUCAACCAGCCUGUAAUUGAGCUGUCAGUUUCUGAAAACAACCGACGUGGGUUAUACUUAACAACUAUUAGUGCCACAGAUGAAGACAGUGGGAAAAAUGCAGAUAUUGUUUAUCAGCUUGGACCGAAUGCCUCCUUCUUUGAUCUGGACCGAAAGACAGGAGUUUUGACAGCCUCCAGAGUCUUUGACAGAGAAGAACAAGAAAGAUUCAUUUUUACAGUAACUGCCAGGGACAAUGGGACCCCUCCCCUCCAAAGCCAAGCGGCUGUGAUAGUUACUGUUCUGGAUGAGAAUGACAAUAGCCCCAAGUUUACUCAUAAUCAUUUUCAAUUUUUUGUGUCUGAGAAUCUGCCAAAGUAUAGUACCGUGGGGGUAAUCACAGUGACAGAUGCAGAUGCUGGAGAGAAUAAAGCUGUGACUCUUUCCAUUCUAAAUGACAAUGAUAAUUUUGUGUUGGAUCCCUAUUCUGGAGUCAUAAAGUCAAACGUCUCAUUUGACAGAGAGCAACAGAGUUCCUACACUUUCGAUGUUAAAGCCACUGAUGGGGGACAACCACCCCGUUCCUCUACUGCAAAAGUGACUAUAAAUGUCAUGGAUGUCAAUGACAACAGCCCAGUUGUCAUCUCGCCACCUUCUAAUACUUCUUUUAAGUUGGUGCCUCUCUCAGCCAUUCCUGGCUCCGUGGUAGCAGAAGUUUUUGCAGUGGAUAUUGACACUGGGAUGAAUGCUGAACUUAAGUAUACAAUUGUGAGUGGGAACAACAAAGGCCUGUUUCGUAUUGAUCCGGUAACAGGUAACAUCACUCUGGAAGAAAAACCAGCACCUGCUGAUGUAGGCUUGCACCGAUUGGUGGUCAACAUAAGUGACCUGGGAUACCCCAAGUCUCUGCACACACUUGUGCUUGUUUUCCUUUACGUUAAUGACACUGCUGGCAAUGCCUCCUAUAUCUAUGACUUGAUUCGCAGGACUAUGGAGACUCCCCUGGACAGGAACAUAGGGGACAGCAGCGAACCCUAUCAAAACGAGGACUAUCUCACCAUCAUGAUUGCCAUCGUCGCGGGUGCCAUGGUGGUCAUCGUUGUGAUCUUUGUCACCGUUCUGGUGCGCUGUCGCCAUGCAUCAAGAUUCAAAGCAGCUCAGAGGAGCAAGCAAGGUGCCGAAUGGAUGUCCCCAAACCAGGAGAACAAACAGAACAAGAAAAAGAAAAGGAAGAAAAGAAAGUCUCCCAAGAGCUCUCUUUUGAACUUUGUUACCAUCGAAGAGUCCAAACCCGAUGAUGCAGUUCACGAACCCAUCAAUGGGACCAUCAGCCUGCCAGCGGAGCUGGAGGAGCAAAGCAUAGGAAGAUUUGACUGGGGCCCGGCACCUCCAACCACCUUCAAGCCCAACAGCCCUGACCUGGCCAAGCACUACAAAUCCGCUUCUCCGCAGCCCGCUUUCCAUCUUAAACCAGACACUCCGGUGUCCGUGAAAAAGCAUCACGUGAUUCAGGAGCUCCCGUUGGACAACACCUUUGUCGGGGGUUGUGACACCCUUUCCAAACGCUCUUCCACUAGUUCAGAUCACUUCAGUGCCUCAGAGUGCAGUUCCCAAGGAGGCUUCAAGACAAAGGGCCCCUUACACACCAGACAGUGUAACUCACACAGCAAAAGUGACAAUAUUCCUGUCACUCCUCAGAAAUGUCCCAGCUCUGCGGGUUUCCACAUUCAGGAGAAUGAAGAAAGCCAUUACGAGUCGCAGCGCCGGGUUACCUUUCACCUCCCCGACGGCUCCCAGGAAAGCUGCAGUGACAGUGGUCUAGGAGACCACGAGCCGGUGGGUAGUGGCACCCUGAUCUCACACCCUCUUCCUCUGGUUCAGCCACAGGACGAAUUCUAUGACCAGGCCUCUCCGGACAAGAGGACGGAAGCAGAUGGCAACUCUGACCCCAACUCUGAUGGGCCUCUGGGCCCCCGAGGAUUAGCUGAGGCUACAGAGAUGUGCACUCAAGAGUGCUUGGUUUUGGGUCACUCUGAUAAUUGCUGGAUGCCUCCGGGCUUGGGUCCAUAUCAACACCCUAAAUCACCCCUCUCAACCUUUGCACCCCAGAAAGAAUGGGUCAAGAAGGACAAGCUUGUGAAUGGGCACACCCUGACCAGAGCCUGGAAAGAAGAUAGCAACAGGAACCAGUUCAAUGACCGCAAGCAGUAUGGCUCCACCGAAGGCCAUUUCAACAAUGGCAGCCACGUGACAGACAUUCCUCUGGCAAAUCUGAAGUCUUACAAGCAAGCAGGAGGUGCUAUUGAGAGUCCUAAGGAGCACCAGCUCUAAAAAAAGGGUAUAUGGGACCUAAUAACUUUAAUCUAAAUAUACAUGCUAAUACCGUGUGUGUCAGAGCUUUAUGUAUUCACUAGAUCUCUACAGCUAUGCCCCUUAUAGCAGGGAUAUCCAUAACUUUGUGUUAGCACCAUGGAGGAUACAAUGUUUUACCACGUAAGAGAGAAGAUAGUUCUACUAGCCAUGUGAUCUUGUUUACUAUGAUUGAUUAAAACUCUCCAGAGGUCUCUCCAUUGUGCAAAUAUCCUUUUUUUUUUUUUAAUUGCAUUUUAU